AGUAGCAACACAAAGUCUUAUUCCGUAAUCGAAUCUGUUUUGUUGCUUCUCAACAAGCAGACCAACAGAAGGAAGAUUCGCCACUUUCUCGAAAUAAGAGCCCUUUUUUCGUGUGUGUCUUCUCAAUUCUUUUGUGAAUUCGCUUUUCUUCUUUUCUCUCUUCCUCUCUGUGCCUUCUCUGCUUUCACUCCCUCACCCCUCCGAUUUCUUGUGCAACCAUGCCUUUUGAGGGAUACACGGUCGGCUGCUACCUGCUGGACCGCCUGGUGGAGGCCGGCUGCGAUCACCUCUUCGGUGUCCCUGGCGACUUCAACCUGCGCUUCCUCGAUGACGUGAUGGCGCACCCCACGAUGAAGUGGGUGGGCACGGCGAACGAGUUGAAUGCCGGGUACGCUGCGGAUGGCUACGCUCGCCUGCGCGGCCUCGGCGCCAUCACAACAACGUGCGGCGUGGGGGAGCUGUCCGCCCUGAACGGCGUCGCUGGCAGCGCCGCGGAGAGCGUGCCGGUGAUUCACAUUGCCGGCGCCACUUCCACCAAGAGCCAGUCAAACCGCGAGCUCCUUCACCACACACUCGGCGACGGCAACCACAACCACUUCCUGCACAUCAGCGCUGAGGUUUGCUGUGUGGCGGUAAUGCUGACGCCUGAGAACUGCCUGACCGAGAUCGACCGCGUCGUUACGGAGGUGCUGUACCGCAAGAAGCCCGGCUACAUCGCUCUUCCCAUGAACCUCGCGGAGAUGACCGUUAAGCCGCCGGCGGCGAAGCUGGUGCGUCGCGAGCCGGAGUGCUCGCCGGAUGCCGUGGAGGCCUUCAAACUGGCGGUGACAUCGCGCCUGGGCAGCGCCCGCAACCCGGCCGUGCUCGUCGGCCACCUCGUCCACCGCUUCCGUCUGAGCAAGCAGGUGGACCAGCUCCUUGAGAACGUGCGUAUCCCCUUCGCACCAGCCACGCUUGGCAAAGGCGCCGUGUCGGAGCACUUGGAGAACUACGUCGGCACCUACCUCGCGGGUGAUAAGCCCUGCCCUGCCAAGUCAGUUGUGGAGAGUGCGGACGUGUGCAUCUCUAUCGGCGUCGAGCUGGUCGACUGCGUGACCUCGCUCUUCCGUCAGAAGAUCGACCCACUGAACACCAUCGACAUUCAGCCCUUCUUUGCCAAGGUGGGGGAUCAGAUCUUCCACCAGGUGCCGAUGGAGGUGGCGGUGAGGGUUGUCGAGGAGGCCGCGCUCGAGUUCCACUCCAACUGGUCGACCGAGUACCCCCAGGCGGAGGAGUUUAUCCGCCCUGACAGCAACACCACGCUGGACUUGGCCCACGUGUGGAACGAGAUUCAAGCCGGCCUGCGGCCGAACGACAUCGUCGUGGUCGACCUCGGCACGUCGGCCUUCUCCUCCGUUCUGCUGCGCCUCCCUGAAGGCGCCGACUACUUCUGCCAGCACCUCUGGGCCUCCAUUGGGUACUCGCUGCCCGCCGCGCUGGGAGCGCAGGUCGCCGAACCAAACCGCCGGGUCGUCUGCAUUGUCGGCGAUGGGGCAGCGCAGAUGACGGUGCAGGAGCUGGGCCUCUCUGCUCGCUACAACCUGCACCCCACCUACCUUCUCAUCAACAACGACGGCUACACCAUUGAGCGCUACAUCCGCGGGUGGGACUCGUCCUACAACGACGUUGCAUCGUGGGAGUGGACGGGGUUGGCGCGUAACCUCUGCAAAGGCAAUGAGCCCCGCACGCGCGUGAUUGACUCCGUCGGCGGCGUCCUCGACGCGCUGAAUGAGAAAAAUGACAAAAUGCUCUUUGCAGAAGUGCUGAUUGGCAAGUUCGAUGGCCCGCUGCGCAGCGCCGUGCCGCUUCCCGGCAAGCCGGCGAACUUGAAGUAA
Molecule: messenger RNA, 1874 nt
Organism: Leptomonas pyrrhocoris
Lineage: Eukaryota; Euglenozoa; Kinetoplastea; Trypanosomatida; Trypanosomatidae
Product: putative pyruvate/indole-pyruvate carboxylase
Exons: 1
Coding region: 219-1874 (551 amino acids)
Molecular function (GO): magnesium ion binding; thiamine pyrophosphate binding; carboxy-lyase activity
Source: RefSeq, a predicted model, not a curated record